AUGGCUUCAAGAGCAGAUAAGACGAUUUGGUUCCCUUUUUCACAGCAUAAAAACAUUCCUGAAAAGAGUAUCACCACCAUUGAUUCUGCUUAUAAUGAUUCUUUUCAAACAUUCAAUUCUAUACAGGCUGGAAAGUCCAGCAGCUUGUUAAACUCCUCGUUUGACGGCUCAGCAUCCUGGUGGACUCAAGGGUUGGGCCAUGGAAAUCCCACUUUGUCUCUUGCUGCCGCUUACGCAGCGGGUAGAUAUGGCCAUGUAAUUCUAGCGAGCACAAUCCAUCAACCUGCUAUUUCAUUAGCCGAAAACAUUAUCUCGAAACUAGGAAAUCCUCGGGUCAAUCGGGUCUUCUAUUCUGAUAACGGGAGCACAGGAAUUGAAGUGGCUAUUAAAAUGGCUUUGAAAUCCGCAUGUGACCGUUAUGGAUGGGACGUUUCUGACAAAGACAUUGGAGUAAUCGGUUUAAAGAGAAGUUAUCACGGCGACACUAUUGGCUCCAUGGAUUGCACAGAACCAUCUGUGUACAAUAAGAAAAUAACGUGGUACAAAGACAGGGGCUACUGGUUCGAAUAUCCAAAUGUAGUUUUGAAGAAUGGAGUCUGGAAGGUGGUUGUUCCAGAGUCUUUACAGAAUGAACUAGGGGCCAGCGCGGCCUUCAGCUCUUUGGAUGAGAUAUAUGAUAUUGAGAAUAGAGAUGGCUCACAUUACAAAAGGUACAUUAAGGAAAAGAUAACAGAUCUCAUAAAUCAGGGACAUAAAUUUGGAGCUGUAAUAUUUGAGCCCGUUCUUCUAGGGGCAGGUGGAAUGUUGGCAGUGUAA
Molecule: messenger RNA, 816 nt
Organism: Sugiyamaella lignohabitans
Lineage: Eukaryota; Fungi; Ascomycota; Dipodascomycetes; Dipodascales; Trichomonascaceae
Gene: BIO3
Product: adenosylmethionine-8-amino-7-oxononanoate transaminase
Exons: 1
Coding region: 1-816 (271 amino acids)
Biological process (GO): biotin biosynthetic process
Cellular component (GO): mitochondrion
Molecular function (GO): dethiobiotin synthase activity; pyridoxal phosphate binding; S-adenosyl-L-methionine:8-amino-7-oxononanoate transaminase activity
Source: RefSeq, a predicted model, not a curated record